Topomyia yanbarensis is the source of this 1051-nucleotide messenger RNA. RefSeq names its product low choriolytic enzyme-like. The transcript is spliced from 2 exons. NCBI's taxonomy places the organism in Eukaryota, Metazoa, Arthropoda, Insecta, Diptera, Culicidae. The coding region runs from base 11 to 1051 and encodes 346 amino acids. Gene Ontology annotation, biological process: proteolysis. Gene Ontology annotation, molecular function: metalloendopeptidase activity; zinc ion binding. The record is from RefSeq and is a predicted model, not a curated record.
CUGAUUGUACAUGGUGAACAGCUCUAUAAGUAAGUUCCACGCAAGGGUCACAUUUUAUAGUGGAUUAGCCGGCCGAGUAAAGAUGGUUGUCUUUCGCUGGGUAAUUCCGUUGAUUUUAGCAGUUGCCAGUUCGGUUGACAGUAGGCAUGACCGACCUCCGGUUGCGCAACAUGGAAGCAACAACCCGUAUGAUGAGGAGGAGGCAAACAAGAUUGCGAUGCUGAUCAACGAACUGGAUGAGGAUGACGAACAGAAUCUCUGGGAGUGGAGCGGUUUAUUCGAAGGUGACAUACUGCUGGAUCCAUCGAACGGUCGCAAUGUGAUACUUGAUGAGACCAAACGAUGGCCCAAAGGGAUCGUUCCGGUCUACAUUGCAGAGAAUAACUUCGCGGAUAAAGGGAAGCAAGUGAUCCGGGAGGCCCUGAAGGUCAUUUCAAAGAAAACUUGUAUCAAGUUCCGUCGAUAUCGCGAAGAGGAUACCAGUUGGGUGGUAUUCCGAUCCAAUGCUAGCGGAUGCUGGUCCAGUGUGGGUAUGUAUCCUGGUGGUCAAACGGUUAACCUACAAAAACCAAGUUGCGUACGACGCAACAUUGUGAUACAUGAGGUACUUCACGCGCUAGGAUUUUGGCAUCAACAAAGUGCUUCAAAUCGUGAUGACUAUGUGCGCAUCUUGUGGGAAAACAUCAUACCUAAACAUAAGAAAAACUUUAAAAGGUACAACACUAGCAUAAUCACAGACUUCGGGAUCGAGUACGACUACGAUAGUAUCAUGCACUACAGUGCCAAGGCGUUCUCGAACAACAAAAAACCGACGAUUGAGCCACUGCAACCGGACGUGGUACUUGGAAAGCGGAAGGGCCUCAGUAAGAAGGAUAUCGCCAAGGUUCAGCACAUGUACCAAAGUCGAUGUUCGGAGCGCAAGAAUCAUGAAACGAAUGACGAGAGUCACACGAGUAGUAGCGAACAGGAUCCGUCCAACAGUUUGGUUCGAUGCUCGUUAUUUUCGGCUAGACUGGAAAGUUUCCGUCGUAGAUCACAACAAAGAUAUUAA